Messenger RNA from Trichomycterus rosablanca, 3081 nucleotides. RefSeq names its product phosphofructokinase, liver b (gene pfklb). Gene Ontology annotation, cellular component: 6-phosphofructokinase complex; cytoplasm; membrane. The transcript has 22 exons. Gene Ontology annotation, biological process: canonical glycolysis; fructose 6-phosphate metabolic process; fructose 1,6-bisphosphate metabolic process. The record is from RefSeq and is a predicted model, not a curated record. Lineage: Eukaryota; Metazoa; Chordata; Actinopteri; Siluriformes; Trichomycteridae. Gene Ontology annotation, molecular function: fructose-6-phosphate binding; 6-phosphofructokinase activity; identical protein binding. Bases 106 to 2445 code for a protein of 779 amino acids.
CGGAUUGAAAGGACUGUUUGUUUUUCAGUCCUCUACAGAGUCUGGACCUCAAACAGGCACAUUUUCACCCCGUUGUGCUGAGCUUUUCUGUGCAGUGGCAUCAUCAUGUUAGUGGAUUUUGAGAAACUGCGGAUGAAAGGAGCUGGAAAAGCGAUUGCUGUUCUCACCAGCGGUGGAGAUGCACAAGGAAUGAAUGCAGCUGUUCGUGCAGUAACGCGCAUGGGUAUUUUUGUUGGUGCCAAGGUUUACCUGAUCUAUGAGGGUUAUCAAGGACUUGUGGAUGGAGAGGACAACAUUAAGCUUGCUAACUGGCAAAGUGUGAGCAACAUUAUCCAGCUGGGUGGCACAAUAAUUGGCAGUGCCCGCUGUAAGGAUUUCACUACACGAGAGGGUCGUCUCGCUGCUGCCUUUCACCUGGUUCAGCGUGGCAUCACUAACCUGUGUGUGUGUGGAGGAGAUGGUAGCCUCACCGGGGCCAACAUUUUCCGCAGGGAGUGGAGUGAUCUGCUGGCACAGCUAGUGCAGGAAGGGAGAAUCACAGACACUUUGGCCCAGCAGUACACCCAUCUAAACAUCGUAGGCCUGGUGGGUUCCAUUGAUAAUGACUUCUGUGGAACAGACAUGACCAUCGGAGCUGACUCGGCUCUGCAUCGCAUCAUGGAGGUCAUCGAUGCAAUCACCACGACUGCGCAGAGUCACCAGAGGACAUUUGUACUGGAAGUGAUGGGGCGACAUUGUGGGUACUUGGCUGUGGUCUCGGCUUUGGCAUCUGGUGCAGACUGGGUCUUUAUCCCUGAGGCUCCUCCAGAGGAAGGGUGGGAGGACCACAUGUGUGCACGUCUGGGAGAGAGUCGCAGCAAGGGCUCUCGCCUCAACACUGUGAUCAUUGCAGAGGGAGCUAUUGAUGGACAUGGUCAACCCAUAACCUCCAAUUACGUGAAGGAUCUUGUAGUGAACAGACUGGGUUAUGACACUCGUGUCACUGUUCUGGGGCACGUACAGAGAGGAGGAACACCCUCCGCCUUCGACAGAGUGCUGAGCAGUAAAAUGGGGGUAGAGGCAGUCGUUGCACUGCUGGAGGCGACUCCAGAGACUCCGGCUUGUGUGAUUGGCCUAUCUGGUAACCAGGCCAUGCGACUCCCUCUUAUGGAGUGUGUCAAUAUGACAAAGGAGGUGCAGAAAGCCAUGAAUGAAAAGCGCUUUGAAGAAGCCAUUCAGUUACGUGGAAAGAGCUUUGAGAAUAACUGGAACACGUAUAAACUUCUGGCUCACCAGAAACCAGCUCACACAAAGAGUGAGCACUCCAUGGCAAUCUUAAACGUGGGUGCUCCUGCAGCUGGAAUGAAUGCAGCUGUUAGAUCAGCAGUCAGGGUUGGCCUUGCCCAGGGCCUCAGAGUCUACACAGUCAACGAUGGAUUUGAGGGUCUGGCAAAUGAUGCAGUCACUGAAGUGCACUGGCAUGAUGUAGCAGGGUGGACCGGUCAAGGAGGCUCACUGCUCGGAACUAAAAGAACACUUCCAAAUUCCUGCAUGGCAAAAAUAGUGGAAACUAUUGGAAAGUAUAAGAUCCACUCCUUACUGGUUAUCGGAGGAUUUGAGGCUUAUGAGGGGGUUUUGCAGCUGGUCGAGGCACGUGGACGUUAUGAUGAACUCUGUAUUGUCAUGUGCGUGAUUCCUGCUACCAUAAGUAACAAUGUGCCAGGCACAGACUUCAGUAUAGGAGCAGACACAGCUGUCAAUGCAGCAAUGGAGAGCUGUGAUAAAAUCAAGCAGUCUGCAUCUGGAACAAAAAGGCGUGUAUUUAUAGUGGAGACCAUGGGUGGAUAUUGUGGAUAUCUGGCAACCACCACAGGCAUCGCUGUCGGUGCAGAUGCAGCUUACAUCUUUGAAGAAUCAUUUAGCAUCCAUGACUUAAAGAUGAAUGUGGAACAUUUGACUGAGAAGAUGAAGAAUGACAUUCAGCGAGGACUAGUGCUGAGAAAUGAGAAGUGCCACAAACACUAUACAACCGAAUUCAUCCACAACUUGUACUCAGCUGAAGGGAAGGGCAUCUUCGAUUGCAGGAUAAAUGUUCUGGGACACCUGCAGCAGGGUGGGGUCCCUACACCCUUUGACAGGAAUUUUGGCACCAAAAUGGGGGUAAAGUCAGUUUUGUGGCUCACUGAGAAAAUGAAAGAGACCUACAGACAAGGUCGUGUAUUUGCCAAUGCGCCAGACACAGCAUGCGUUAUCGGCAUGAAAAGGAAAACGAUGGCCUUCAGCCCUGUCACUGAGCUUAAGAACCACACGGACUUUGACCACAGGAUGCCGAAGGAGCAGUGGUGGCUAAAUCUGCGCGUCAUGCUGAAAAUGCUGGCCAAGUACCAGACCCAUUUCGAGGAGUAUGUUACAGGGGACAUCGAGCAUGUAACUCGGAGGACCCUCAGCAUAGAGACGGGAUUCUAAACAGCAAGCCAUGUUGUAACAAAAAGGGCACAAGAACUUAAAACUCACCAUUCCAGUGCUGUCUAAAGUUUAUUCUAAGCACAUUUGAAUCUUAUAAUGACUAUUAAAACAGUCCUUAAAUCAGUAGCACAAUCUGUACACCCAUUAGGUUACAAUUUUUUCACCCUAAUCACUAUUGAUUGUUUUAGUUUUAUUCCUCUUACAUGUUUCACAUUGAUGGAAGUGUGAGACGUUUAGUAGUGCUUUUGCUUUUUUUUAACAACUUGGUGUCAAAUGGCAUUUCAUGUCUACUUACUGUUUAUUGUAUGUUACAGUGUUGUGUAUAGUAUUGCACAUGUAAUAAUUAUGUGACUUAUGUGGCUAGUAAUUACCAUGUUUUGACUUAUUUAAAUUUAGGAACCUAAUUUUUUCCCUAAUGUUAAUUUAAUAUAUGCUAACUUGCACAGAAUCUGUUAUGCACCAAGUGUAGUGCGUUAUCCACAGUUUCAAAAUAUUUAUUAACAAAAGUUGGAGUUACUUUGAUAAAACACUGACAAUUGUCCUGUUUGCUGUAGAAGUGUAUAAAUUAACUUUGUCAAAAUGUUUGAUAUUUCACUGGUUUCUAAUGUUAAUAAAAUAUUGCUAACUUAUUCUAAA